Molecule: messenger RNA, 306 nt
Organism: Phytophthora infestans T30-4
Lineage: Eukaryota; Oomycota; Peronosporomycetes; Peronosporales; Peronosporaceae
Exons: 2
Coding region: 1-306 (101 amino acids)
Source: RefSeq, a predicted model, not a curated record
AUGGCUGUCGUCCUAACGCUAAAGGUGCACGAGCCAUUUGGCAACAGCAAAACAGGCUAUGGCACACCUCACACGAUGGAGCUCGUGCUCAGUGAUGGCUACCUCGGCUUCCGAGCUCGACUACAACGCAUUGACACGCUGCAGCGUGAAGCUGACAGCGCCACCCAGGCUAUCUCAAACUCCAGGGAGUUCAUUACGAUUCAAUUUCGUAUAAGCGGAGUGGUGGUACCUCUAGAAGUGAAUGCUUCUGACAUGCGUGAAGGAUUCGACCUUCCUGACUACGAUCUGCGGCCACCAUACGACUAA